AUGGAUGAAAAAGUCCUUGUAACGGGAGCUUCUGGCUAUAUUGCCAUGCACAUUGUCAACAUCCUCCAAUCAGAGCGGUACCAUGUGGUAGCUACGGUAGACUCUCAACAGAAAGCCGACCGGAUUUCGUAUGCGUUUGAACAUUACUACCCAUACGCCGUGUUGGAUGUAGUUAUCAUCAACGACACAGCAACACCUAAUGCGUUUGAAGAUGUGUUCCAAAAACAUCCAGAUAUCCAACACGUAAUUCAUACGGCACCUCCAGCGUCUUUGGGAGAAGGAAACACCACCGAGUCGGCAUAUUUGACCCCUGCAACGGAAGGUACCAGAAACGUUCUUGAAUCGAUCCGAAAAUUUGGCACAAACGUUAAAAGGGUGGUUGUGACGUCUUCGUUUUCUGCACUUAUGGACCUGGACCGCGCUGGUGAUCCCAAAUGUGUCAUUUCGGAGGAGUCGUGGAACCCAAUCACUUGGGAGCAGGCCAAGGACAAAGACAGCAAGGCGUAUUCUGCAUCCAAGAAAAUUGCAGAACAAAUGGUGUGGAAGUUCUACAACGACAAUAAAGAUUCUGUUGGCUACACAGUGACGACUGUGAACCCUCCUUAUGUUUUUGGGCCCCAUGUUUUCGAAUGGGGGCUGGAAAGUGGGGAGUGGAAUACCACUGCGGAGUUUAUCAAGAAAGCCUUAGAUUUGACAUCAAAGGAUCAUGGGCCUUUCAUCAAACCUCGCGGCAUUAGCUGUGAUGUGAGAGACGUAGCGUUACUGCACGUUCUACCACUCAGAAAUCCAGAUUUGGCCGGGAAGCGAUUAUUCCCGGUAAACGGAACUGGGAUCAAGCAACACAGUUACGAAGAUGGGAAGUUUAAUUUGCAGAGAAUUGUGAAUAUUCUGAGUGCAACGUUUCCGGAGUUGGAGAACAAAUUGCCCGCAGGCUCGCAAGUGGAAAAUCAAGCAAAUAUCGACCAGCUUGCACGCUACAAUAACGAUGAGACCUGUAAUUUAACCGGCAUGGAAUUCAAAUCUUUUGCAGUCACUUUGCGAGAUGCCGCGAAUCAAAUCAUCAAAGUGCAGUCCAAAAAGGACUAA
Messenger RNA from Lachancea lanzarotensis, 1086 nucleotides. RefSeq names its product LALA0S02e04434g1_1. The coding region runs from base 1 to 1086 and encodes 361 amino acids. Gene Ontology annotation, molecular function: oxidoreductase activity, acting on the CH-OH group of donors, NAD or NADP as acceptor. The transcript has a single exon. Lineage: Eukaryota; Fungi; Ascomycota; Saccharomycetes; Saccharomycetales; Saccharomycetaceae. The record is from RefSeq and is a predicted model, not a curated record.